Macrobrachium nipponense is the source of this 8291-nucleotide messenger RNA. Its product is annotated as cold shock domain-containing protein E1-like. Gene Ontology annotation, molecular function: nucleic acid binding. The record is from RefSeq and is a predicted model, not a curated record. Lineage: Eukaryota; Metazoa; Arthropoda; Malacostraca; Decapoda; Palaemonidae. The transcript is spliced from 17 exons. Bases 936 to 3953 code for a protein of 1005 amino acids.
AUUAUUAAUUUAUGUAUUGAUCUAUGAAAGAAAUGAGAGAAUGAAGGCUAUAAAACGACCGAGAGUGUCGACGAGAAUUGGCACAACGCACCAUGUUAGUCCUAAAGAUGGCGGCAUGUCAUCAGUGCUGUGCUGUGCUAUGAAAAGUCUGACCACCUCAAGACUUCAAAUACCAUCAACCAAAUAGCAAACCUAACCGAUUAGUCUAGAAACAAGUAAAAACUAAUGAUUCAGCUUAACGUAGAUUAUAGCACCAAAGCAACCUAAACAAGUCAUCCCAAGCAAGCACAACUGCCAAUUAAGUCCAAGGUAUUCACAAGCGGUAGAAGAAAGCGUAAUACUACAACUAUCGUGUAAAUGUGAAGACUAAGGCUGGCACACACCAUUGGCACUCGAAGCACGGCACAAGCUACUGACUGACAUCUGAGGACCAGGAAACCCCCACAUAAGCCAGUUAAAACUGCCAAGCCACAAGUCUUCUCUCUACAAAGCCUGGCUUGAUAAAUAACUUACUGAAAGUGUUCCUCCAAACACCGCCCCUUCUGUCAAGAUAUCUGUAACUCGGUCUCGUCGUAAGAAUCUGUGUUAAGUAGAAUCUUUGUUUACCAAAGUUUGUGUGUUUGUAUUAUUUUGCUAUAAUCCUAUUGACUGAUGGGAAAGUAAACUCGUAUUUUCUGUUUCGUUUUCUUUUUUUUUUUCAUCAUUCGAUUUACUUAGUUAACAUGUGAAAGAUGAUGAUGAUCUACUGAUACUCUUAGAACGUUUUAAAUACUCUAGUUUUUUUAAGGCCCUUGUGGACUUGAUAUCAAAAUAUAAAGAAAUUUUAGAUUUGUCCUGUGCACUUCUCUGUGAAUCGUGUCAUUCGUGUUCCUAUUAUAUCAAGAAGUAUAACAAAACUUGUGAUCAAGAAGCUUAACAAAGAAAAAGUCCUCACUAUGGAUCCUCAGUGGAAUCUCUUCCAGCCGCCUAUCUCUGAACCAGCAGUACUGGACUACAACGGGGGAUCGCUUCACCACGGCCGAUACAACGGGUUCUAUGACUCCUCAAAUUACAAUCGCAAUCAGUCGCGCAGCGUGCCUCCCAUAUCUCCGAGCUACACGGCCCCGGCGCAGCACAGUGUGUUUUCGCCUCACAUGAAUAACCAGUCGAACCCACAGCCAAGUCAUCAAUCCAACCACCACCAGUCCAGCCACCACUUGAAUCAAAACUCGCAACAGGCAACCCAAACGCCACCGACUCAGGGUCCUCCCCGCUCCCCACAGCUAACCUCUCCGUCGUCCAACUACUACACCUCCAACUCCAGUUCCCAGUACACGCCUCCUGUUGCCGACUUCAAGAUCGGCACGUUCACCUUGAACGGUUUCAACAGUGACACCAACACGACCACCAAUCAAGAGACCAACAAUUUCUCCCACACAAAUGGAGUUGGGAACAGCCAGAGUGCCCGGGAGACUGGGAUCAUUGAGAAACUUUUGCAAACGUAUGGAUUCAUCCAGUGCUGUGAACGCCAAGCACGACUGUUCUUCCACUUUUCUCAGUUCGACGGCAACACUGAACACCUGCGAAUUGGUGAUCCUGUUGAGUUUGAGGUGACCUUUGAUCGACGAACUGGGAAACCAAUUGCCUCUGCUGUCACGAAAAUCUCGCCAGAAGUGGUGUUGAGUGAAGAACGGGUGAUUGGAAUAGUUACAACAGAACUGCGCAGUGAGUCCGGUGGAGAACACCAGGGGCGCAUCACUUACGAAAACCGUGGGGAGUGCUUCUUCCUGCCGUAUGGCAAGGAGGACGUGGAAGGAUAUGUUACGCUCAAACCAGGCGAUAAAGUCAGCUUUCAAAUUGCUACUAACCAAAGCAGGACAGGCAACCUAGCUGCAAGGCACGUGCGGUUGGAAAACCCAGCACAGCCUGUGAAGUACCAAGGUAUUGUCAAUACAAUUAAAGACUCUUACGGUUUCAUCGAAAGAGCUGACGUUGUAGACGAAAUUUUCUUUCACUUCUCUGAAGCAAAGAAUAUUCCAUCUGGACUGAAGCUGGGCGAUGAUGUGGAAUUCUACAUCCAGACGAGAAAUGGAAAGGAAGUUGCAACCAACAUGGUCAAGUUGAAUCCAGGCACAGUUGUUUUUGAAGACAUUAAUCCAGAACUGAUAAAAGGUCAAGUUCUUAAGCCUGUGGAAAGAAAUCCUAGGCACAGUCAAAAGGAUCCACUGACUGGGCGAAUUAGAUACAGAGGGAAGGAUCGCUCAGAGGUUGAAGUCAAGUUUGGGGAGAGAGAUCAGAAAGGUGAUUUCACUUUGAGACACGGAGAUUGGGUUCAGUUCAACAUAGCCACUGAUCGACGAGAUCACCUUCAGAAGGCAACAAAUAUAUCCUUGUUGGAUGAAAGUUUCACUGUAUCUGGAGAGAAGAGGGAGCAAGGUAUCAUUGUUGCAGCAAAAGAAGAUUUUGGUUUUAUCAAGUGUGCUGAUCGGGAAGCAAGGAUGUUCUUCCAUUACAACGAACUUCUCGACCCUGAGGGUGAUAUAACGCUCAAUGAUGAGGUCGAAUUCACUGUAGCUCAGGAUAACUCAAGUCAAUCGCCCAAUCGGCAAAGUGCUAUUCGCAUCCACCGUUUACCAGUUGGCACUGUAAAGUUUGAAGUGCUUUUGAAGGAAGAUCUGCAAGGCACAAUUAUAACAGAAGCCCCAGCUAGUCCACGCAACUCAUUCAAGAAUGGGCGCACAUCACCUUCUGAGAAAGUGCAAGAACCUUGUGUCAUAUCGUACACACUGGACGGAGUGAAGCAAAAUGUAAAUUGUUAUGCCAUAAACAACUGUGAUAAACCUCCUGUUGUUGGAGACAAGGUUGAAUUCAACCUGUAUCAAGUGAAGCGAUCUAAGGAGUUAGUAGCUAUGGACCUGCGUAUAGUGCGAGGGCAGCCCAAUGCAAGGCAACCAACAGUAAUAAGCAACAAUAACUCUACACCUGUGAUAAUCCUUCCAGCUGGGAAAAUGAAGAUGAAUGCUUCCAAUGCCUCAAAUUGUAAUGGCAAUGCAAAUCUCAGUACCAAUGGCAAUGUAGUUAAUGGAACUAGUAACAUGAAUGGGUGUGGCUCAGGACCUCGUUCUUCAAGUACUCUUCACCAAGGUUUUGUGGCAGCUCUGAAGGACACCUUUGGGUUUAUUGAAACAAUAGCACAUGAUAAGGAAAUCUUCUUCCACUUCAGCAAUGUGGAAGGGGAUGCCAACAACCUGGAAUUGGGCCAAGAAGUAGAGUACACCUUAUCCUCGCGCACGGGACCAGGCGGUAAAGUUUCAGCUGAAAAUGUGCGUACCUUAAAUAAAGGUACACUUCCUAUGCCAAAGGUUAUGGGUGACAUAUUUGAAGGCACUGUGUUAAGGUCCAUGCGUUCCAUCAACCCUGAUCAACAGGAGUACUGUGGUUUAAUAUGUAUUGGUAAUGAAGAUGAAGGCUUGGCUCAGUAUGAAUUUGGAAUCACUGGUCUCGUCAACAAAAGGGAGCUGCUGCAGCCAGGAGACCAAGUCACCUUCCAACUGGAUGAGUCUCGUCGAGCAGUUCUUAUACGAGCCAUACGCAAGAAAUUGAUAGCUACUGUGGAUGCUGUUAAAGGUCAGUAUGGCUUCCUUAACUACGAAACUGAAGAAGGCAAGAAACUGUUCUUCCACCAGUCUGAAGUGAAGGAUGGCACAUCUUUGAGUCCUGGUGAUGAAGUGGAAUUUGUCAUCAUCACUAACCAGAAGACCGGAAAGUCAGCUGCAUGCAGUAUAUCACGUAUUAUGUCAAAGAACGCUCCAACACAACGACCUGAUCGCCUCAUUAGCCGUCUAAAGAAUUUGAACUGCGACUCAAGUAAACCACGCUUGAGUGUUUUGCGUCAGCCGAAAGGUCCCGAUGGCAGCAAGGGUUUCAAGUUACAACGCACAACGUCAGACUCUCAGAAUUUGGCUGUCUCUUAGCUUCAUUGUGUUCAGGAAAUAGAAAUCAAAGACAGUAAUAAUCUAGGUCAUCUUUGUCAGUUUCUGUUCCUUUGAUUCUCUUGGUGUUAGUCUUUAUAAAAUUGUUAAGCUGUCUUUGGAGACCUUAGCAUUGGAAACACUACUUGCAUUCCACUCAGUAGGCUUCUUUAAAUUGUGACGAGCAAAUAGGAAUGAAGCUGAAAGUUGCCAGCAGCAAAAUAUUUAUCAUUUUUGAAAAUCCUGGAGGUACCAUUUGAAAAAGAAAAAAAAAAAAAAAAGUGAGGUUUUGCUUCAAUGUUGAGAAGUAAUUUUGAGGAGAAAACUAGCAGUAGCAACACUGGUGAUAUGACUCGUUAAAUAGUCACGGCUCGUCGGGUCACGAAGUGCAAUGCCCUGCUGUAACCCAGUAUUGCUAAAAAAAUAAAAAAAAAAUCUUGAGUGAUUGUAACGAAUGUGUUCUUGCAACCAAGUUUUCCUACGGAGGCCACUUACAGCGAUGGGAACUAAACUCUACUUUUGCUUUUGUUACUUGCCAAACGUCUUCAUAGUUUAUAGUCAUGGCUUUGUAUGCUGUAGGUUAUCAUCACCAUAAAAACCUUUUUUUCAGAAAACAUAGAUGUAAUGAUUGUCUCCAAAGCGAGUGUGUGGCGUCGUGAUGAUAUUCAUGCUAUGGCAUUUCUUCAAAUGCAGAGUGACUGUUGUUAUCUUGAUAAUUGAAGAAUGAUAUAAAAAAAAAUAAUUGUUGUGUAAUUUAGGCUAACUUGCACAACUGAGCUUGAUAAAAGUUUCCCCAAUUUUCAUGGUAGUAGUAGUGACUAUUUUGAGUGCAGAACAAUCCCCUGAUUGUAUUAUACAGUACAUGGCUUUAAACAGUACUAUUAUUCAGUCUUGAAUGUGAAGCACUACUUAACCACCUUGCUUAAGAUUUCAGUGUGUUACUGAUUAAUAAUAAUAAUAGUAGUUUAGAAAAAAACUGUCGACAGUCAUCAGAGUCCUUUUAAAAAAAUACAAAGUAGCCGUUCUUGUGUCCUUGGGUAUUUUAGUUUGGUACUUUGGUGCUUUGGGAAGUAGUAAGAACACCACAGUACAAAAUGUUUCUCUCAGUAAACCCCUAAGUAUCCUUAGAUGAAGAACAUCCAGGGGAAGGAUUUUAUUGCCUUGAGCACGAUGGAUAGGUUAGGUUUUAGUAUGCCUUCAUCUGACCAUUCUAGUUUACUCCCUAUUUCACUCAUCGAGGACGGAUUAACCCCCUGUGAAAUAAAUGGAAGAAAGUUAGUUGUGAUCUUGUGUAGUUUUAGCAUGGUAGUUUUUUAAUGAGAUUUUAAACUGAGUUGUGAUAUUUUUAAAUAGUUGUUGCUCUGUAUUAAACGAAAUUUCUUAGUGUAAACUGAAAUAUCCAGGGAUAAUGAGAACUCAUGUGUGUAUAUUUAGGUGGAUAGCAAUUCUGAGUCUAGUGUAAGAUCAAAGUCUCAACAAAGGUGAUUCAGUAAUACUUAAACCAGAGAAAAUUAACUUUUUAUGGUAUUUGAUUGUACUGUAUUGUAGUUUUAUCAUUAGGCAAGGUUGAUUUUUAAUAUCUGGAACAUCCAAAGUGCUCAUACCUUUACUUCCUUAUGCUGAGACCCAAAAUUGUUUAUUCCAGUUAGCGAAGAACUGAUGUACUGCAAAUGAGUUUCCAUAUUUAUACCUCAACAAUAAGGCUGUGUUCAAGUCUGUGAUCCCACGCAACUAGAGGGAUAAAUACGCAAAAGAGACGUAUUUAUACAUAAAUGCACUUGAAGAUACUGUUGUGUUAACUACAUUUAACCUUGCCUGUAACAUUACAUCAAGAAUAUAAACCAGAUCUAUAGAAAAUGGUGAUUUAAAGUCAUUUUAUCUUGACUGGUCAGUUUGUGGACGCCUGUGACCCAUUUUGAUACAGUUUUAACUUUGUUUACUGGUAGCAGGAUCUUUUGGUCGUGUGACUUUUUUGAGUUUCCUUGCAGGUUAAAGGCAAUGCAAAUAGAAUGUUUACAUAAUGCAUUACUUUUCAUGCUACCAAAAGACUUCAAAAACAGGAGUAGGUAUCAAUACACACCUGAUUUAUUUUGGUAGCUUCUCUUUAUAAUGUAUGUAAGUUGAUUGAGGGGACCCAUACACAAGGUAAGGGUAGGAAUAACGAUGUGGGUAUUUUUGCCGUAAAAAGACACUAAAAGUUGGUUGGAUUGAACAUCAUAUGAGUUUUUUUUCUCACAUGCAUAAUGGGAGAGAGUUGUAGAUGCAACACAGCCUCUCUCAUCAACCGAUGUCAGAAGUGUAUAUACCACUCCUCCAUAGAUAUGGCUUGUUAUCUUUUUUUUUCAAAUGCUUGUUAGUAGUAUGGUGUCUAGUAUUUUGGAACUUGUUUUAGUCAGUGAGUGUAUAAAUCAGAUGUUUUGAGAACAUUCGACCAGUACUCCAUAUUCCGUUCAGAAUUGAAGUCAUGCUUCAAGAGUCAAUGAAAGAUGAGAAAUUUUAGUGUGAAUUACCUUGCAGUUGGCAUUGGUUAAAAUUGAAGACUUAAAGAUAACAGCCAAGAUCUGCGUGUUUGGUAAUCUAAAGGGUGUCAUGUCCAAUAAAACUCACUGUGUCUUCUUAAUUGUGCCAUGAAUAUACUCCUAAUAUUAAAUAUAAAGAGAUUAAAUGUGUUUUAAAGUUAGAUGAAAAGUCACCUCAUCCCUUUGAUAAAAAAAAAAAUGUUCAUUGUUGCUCCUGAUUGUGAACGAGCAAUAAUAAAUAUUUUAGUGUGAGGUUUCCACAACCGACAGAGUAGAGCAUGUGCAAGCAUUCUUCUCUGCUGUAGAUGUCUGUGUGUGCAGAUUUGAAUAUUUGUAGAUGGGGAUGAACAAACCCAUUUGGAAGAGAAGCGAAGAGCAGACCUGCAAAGAGCGCUAUGUAGCCUUACUUCUUGCAUAUCAGAUAAAUUUACGUGUACAAGGUUGCUUUGGAGUGGUUGUUUUACUGUGGAAAUUGUCACGUGAUGAAUGCAGGGUCAUUGCAUUUGUAUGGUUAUAUAUUUUGAACUGCAUUGUUACAUCCUCUCUUUUGAUUACUUUAAUUUUCCUUUUCUUUAAGACUUAAUCUUCGCUAUGAAGAUAACCCUACUGUAUUAACUUCAUGGAAGUUAGUUUUUGUUGGGAGCAAGCAAGUUUUCUCUUCUCUCAAUCUCUCUGCGUUAGUAUUUCUUGUUUCUGAAGAGUUUUUCUCAUUUCUUUUGUGAAUUUGUAUAUCCCUUAGCCAGGUUAGUAGCAUAUCUUUUCCUUUUGAUUUCAAAUCUUGUAAAUUUAUUGUACGUCUCAAGAAGUAUCUUGGUUUAUGUGAUAAACUUUGAAAGGAUGUAUGGAGGUUGAUUUUUUUCAUUUGUGUUUCUGCACUGUCCUCUUGAGGAAACUGUCAUGUGAAUGUUGCUAAUGGAUCAAAUCUGGCGACUCUUUAGUCGUAGCCUAGCUGAAGAAUCAAGGUUUUCCUAGAAAUAAGUAUUCUUCGUUUAUUCUAAUAAGACUGCUCUUGUGUGGCAUCAAAGCGAUUGAUUGUGUAUUUUGUCAUCUGUUGUAUGCUGCAAAGUCAACCCAACCUCCCCUUACCACCAAUUUUUAGUUUCCAUGUGGCAUUUUUCUGAUAUUGUUAUUUCAAGAAAAACAGACACCAAAGCUUAUGUAUAGUCAUGUUAGACACCAGAGUAAGUGAAAAAGAACUGUGACCAAUACUUUAUAAUAUGUUUAUACUUUUUUUGUUUUGUUUUUAUUUCAUGUUGUACAGAAGUAUUUGGUCUGAUACGAUUGAUAAACCGUUAACUAUGUCCUUUUUAGUUUCAAGUUCUUAUAAACCUUAGCUCUUCUUCAUUGUCUAUUUGGUGCAAAACCAUGUUUCUAAGUCCAAGUUGUAGAACAAGUUUUUCUUUUUAAAUUUUUUUUUUUGUAAGUGUACAUUUAUAAGAUACAUUAGAAAGUUAUCACCUCCGCAGGUGUGAAGACUGAAAACAUUGUGCAUCAUGGUUCAUGAUGUCCUGGUGAAAAAUAUUCCUUACAUCUGCCGAGACCAGUAUCUCGUAAGCUGCUGAGUAACAAAAAGUGACUUCAAUAAAAGUAAGCUUCUCGGAUCAUGUUGACCAUGGUCGGAAGCUGCGUAUAUAUAUAUAAAAAAAAGCUCAAAACAACAAAAUGCAAAAAACUUGUAUGUGUGCUUCUGUAUACAAACUUAUUAUUAUUCUUUGACAUCUCUCUAAGUGGCCUCCCUGCUUACGGUAACAGGAAUGGAGACAAUGCUGACAAGUUUUUGUAUCAAGCAACUCAAAAAAAGUAAUAAAAAUAUGCAAAUUAA